AUGCCGACUCCGAAUUCAAGCUCUCACUCUUCUAGGCCUGGGAAAAUUCCCGCGUGUGACCCAUGCAGGGCACUCAAAUUAAGAUGUGAUCAUGAGAAGCCGACGUGUUCUCGAUGCAGAGAAAGAGGCCGCGUGGCUGACUGUGCAUACCGACCGAGGCCGUUCAAACGACCGAUUGGCAAACCUCUAGAGAAGAAGCUGAGAGAUAGCCAAGCAACCUCUGUACCAUCGGACACGGAACGUGCGGAACAUCUGAUUACUCCGUCCGUUCAGUAUCCCAACCCGGGAUAUCUGGGGUCAUCAAGCCAUACGACACUGUUUGAUCAGUUGCAGCUUGAUAGGGAUGUAGGAUCCAAUGACUCCAGCCGGGGAGAUGCGGGCAGGGCAGACUCUCCGACAAAAUAUAUUAUUGAUGAGACUUGUAUCUCAAGAGGUGCGGAGUUUAUCCUUGAAUUACAUCGUGGAUCCAUGAUCCGCCCAUUGGUACAACUUGUCAAAAUUUGGUCCACCAAAGGUACAAACCUUGCGCUUGCUGGUCCCUUCACCGAGCCUUGUGCAGCAACAGCCACCCACUUACUAUCUCAAUGCGAUGGAGGUCAAGCAACUGCGUUGGAGAUUUCCAGCAGCCUCUUCAACCACUCGUGUCGCCCGAUCUCAUUGGAUCAUGGAACAACCUUCGGUGAAUAUUGUGGUAAUAUUUGUGGCCGAAAUGCUCGAUGGGAGUCACUUGGCAUUUUCUUCGUUGCCGCCUGUCGAGCUUCUAUAGAUUUGUCAUAUGCAGAGACACUAUAUGGAUCUGAGCAACAACGUCGUAGGAUCCAGAAGUUAGCACUUUCGUACUCAGACCGGUGCCUGGAUCUAUGCCUACCUUUAGACUGCAUGAACGAUGUGCAGCUCAUUCUUCAAUAUGAAAAUUUUAUUUCUCACUCUCAAGUUGAUGGUGAUCAAAGUGAGUCAGUUCCAUAA
Messenger RNA from Penicillium pulvis, 966 nucleotides. Its product is annotated as Zn(II)2Cys6 transcription factor domain-containing protein. The record is from RefSeq and is a predicted model, not a curated record. NCBI's taxonomy places the organism in Eukaryota, Fungi, Ascomycota, Eurotiomycetes, Eurotiales, Aspergillaceae. The transcript is spliced from 2 exons. Gene Ontology annotation, cellular component: nucleus. Gene Ontology annotation, molecular function: zinc ion binding; DNA-binding transcription factor activity, RNA polymerase II-specific. Bases 1 to 966 code for a protein of 321 amino acids. Gene Ontology annotation, biological process: regulation of DNA-templated transcription.